GAGCAAGUAAAAGAAUUCCAAACACUCUGUGUUAACUUUUUUAAGGAUCACCCAGAUGAUAUAAUCGGUGUUCAUUGUACUCAUGGUUUCAAUAGAACUGGUUUCCUGAUAGUCUCAUAUCUAAUUGACGUUGAAUGCUGGGAUUUAGAAUCUGCUGUUGCAACAUUCAGUAUGGCCAGACCACCUGGAAUAUAUAAAGAGCAUUAUUUACACGAGUUAGCCGGACGAUAUGCUGACGGUGACAUUGGCAGUAUUGUCGCUCCUCCAUUACCUGAGUGGUGCUUUGAGGAAGAUGAGGUGGACAGUGGAGGAGAAGGAGGAGGAGGAAAAGGAGAGGAAGGACAAGACAGGAAAGGAAAGAAGAGGAAAAUAGAACAAAACAAUGAUAGUGCACAGUUUGCUGUACCUCUUCAUGGAGUGGAAUUAGUCCUUGGCCCAACACGAGAAGAAGUACAGAUAGCAUGUCAGGAAGCAUUAGACUGGGAAGAGUCUGGGUUUCCUGGCAGUCAGCCGGUCAGUAUGGAUGUACAGAACAUUAGGUUUUUAAAUGAAAAACCAUAUCGUGUUAGCUGGAAAGCUGAUGGAACAAGAUAUAUGCUUUAUAUAAAGGGCAAAGGUCAAAUAUAUUUAAUAGAUCGGGACAAUUCAGUUUUUAAUUCACCAAAUAUUACAUUUUUAUCACGAAAAAGAGAGGGAGAGCACCUCAGAGACUGUGUAGCUGAUUCGGAGCUGGUCCUUGAUAAAGUGGACGGAGUGGUCCGACCUCGCUUGCUGAUAUAUGACAUCAUGAUGUUUGAAGGAAGUAAAGAAGUGGCAAGAUGUGACCAUCAGAGACGAAUGUUGUGCAUUGAGAGAGAAUUGAUAAUGCCAAGAGAAGAAGCUGCAAAAAGAGGUAUUAUUGAUAAAAUCAGGGAGCCAUUUUCUGUCAGAGCAAAGCAGUUUUGGGAUGUCUCAGAAUCAAGAAUGAUUUUAGAGAGCUAUGUGCCAAAGCUUACUCAUGAAAACGAUGGUCUUAUUUAUAAUCCAACAAAUGAACCAUAUAAACCUGGGCAAUGUCAAGAUCUACUGAAAUGGAAGCCUCCAGAACUGAACACUGUAGACUUUCGCUUGAACAUAAUCUCAGAGCAGAAAGUUGGCAUGUUGCAAGAGAAGAAAGCUCAAUUGCUAGUUGGAUCAGGGAGAUACACUGUCCUAUUUAGUUUCCUAGACCUUCACGUGAAUAAAGAGGCCAAAGAACACAAUAAUAAAAUCAUCGAAUGUUCCUUCGUUAAUAAUAUGUGGAAGUUUCUAAGAGUUAGAACCGAUAAAAGUUUUCCGAAUUCUUUUGAAACAGCACGAAGUGUCUGCAUGAGUAUAAGGCAACCAGUAACUAAGCAAUGGCUACUUGAGGUGUGUGAGAAGUAUCGCUGGGGGAUUGAUAAAGGAAGA
Amphimedon queenslandica is the source of this 1428-nucleotide messenger RNA. Its product is annotated as mRNA-capping enzyme-like. The transcript is spliced from 13 exons. Gene Ontology annotation, molecular function: mRNA 5'-triphosphate monophosphatase activity; mRNA guanylyltransferase activity; ATP binding. Gene Ontology annotation, biological process: 7-methylguanosine mRNA capping; dephosphorylation. The record is from RefSeq and is a predicted model, not a curated record. Lineage: Eukaryota; Metazoa; Porifera; Demospongiae; Haplosclerida; Niphatidae. The annotation marks the transcript as partial.